This is a messenger RNA of Cydia splendana, 11777 nucleotides long. RefSeq names its product lysine-specific demethylase 5 (gene Kdm5). Gene Ontology annotation, cellular component: chromatin; nucleus. NCBI's taxonomy places the organism in Eukaryota, Metazoa, Arthropoda, Insecta, Lepidoptera, Tortricidae. The record is from RefSeq and is a predicted model, not a curated record. Gene Ontology annotation, molecular function: histone H3K4me/H3K4me2/H3K4me3 demethylase activity; DNA binding. The coding region runs from base 233 to 5059 and encodes 1608 amino acids. Gene Ontology annotation, biological process: regulation of DNA-templated transcription; chromatin remodeling. The transcript is spliced from 31 exons.
CACUAGCAACACCGCAGUUUCGAAAGUUCAAUUUCGCAUGGCGGACGUGCAAUAAGACUCACUGAUAUUUGUUGGUGAUAAUUUCAAUCAACUCGUUGUGAUUCCUUAUGGAAGGACUAAUUCUAAUGCUUUUAUUUCUUUGUGGACGUGCGUUAUUCAUACCUUAACGAUUGAUGAUGCUGUAGUGAUAUUAUUUGUUGUAUUUGUGUGAACUGCAUAGUUUUUCUCAAAAAUGGGAAAAUGUGACGAAGCCAAUGUUGAAGUUAGUAUGGGGGACUCGGCGUCCCCCAUGAAACCUGAUAAUUUUACGUUCAGCGUGCCCCCGGAGGCGCCCGUGUUCGAGCCGACGCCGGAAGAAUUCCUGGAUCCUCUGGCGUACAUCAGCAAAAUAAGACCAAUUGCAGAGAAGUCUGGAAUAUGCAAAAUCAAACCCCCUGCGCAUUGGCAACCCCCGUUCGCCGUGGAUGUCGACCGUCUGCGGUUCACACCGCGGAUACAACGGUUAAAUGAAUUAGAGGCUAUAACGAGGGUGAAGCUAAACUUCCUGGACCAGAUAAUCAAGUUCUGGGAGCUCCAGGGCUCCGUCCUCAAGAUCCCCACAGUCGAGAGGAAGCCGCUUGAUCUCUACGCUUUGCACAAAAUUGUUAAAGAAGCUGGCGGCUUCGACACAUGUUCGGCGGAGCGAAAAUGGACCAAGAUCGCACGGCGUAUGGGCCACCCACAAGGAAAGGGCAUUGGAUCCAUACUCAAGAACCACUAUGAACGCAUACUGUACCCUUACGACGUGUUCAAGAGCAGCGGUGCCGUGGACAAUAAGGAAACAAAAAUCGAAGUAAAAGGCGAUCAGACCCCAGAAAAGGCGAACACCACACGGAGCCGCUCGAACUCGAAAUGCCCCGCGGCGACCCCGCCGCCCGCGCGCCGCUUCAAGAGCAGCGAGCCCGAGCCCGCGGCGGAGGGCAGCCAUACGGAGGGCGCGCUGGCUGGGGCUGAUGAGGAGAAGACGCCAAUUAAAGAGGAGAAAGAGAAUGGGGAGCAGAGACGCAGUCCCCGCGAGAACAAGUGGAUGUCACCGGCGGGCAGCUGCGGCGCGCGCUCGCGCGUGACGCGCGCCACGCGCCUGCGCGAGCACCGCAUGAGCAACAUGACCGUCUCCGUCACGCCCGCGCCGCCCACCACACCCGUCGCCAGCACCCCGGGGGCUCACGACCCGUUGGCAAAAUACAUGUGCCGCGUCUGCGGACGAGGCGACAUCGAGGAACAAAUGCUGUUAUGUGACGGUUGUGACGAUUCAUAUCACACAUUCUGCCUCGUGCCUCCGCUCGCCAUUGUGCCCAAAGGCGACUGGCGUUGCCCCGUCUGCCUCGCAGAAGAGGUAUCUAAGCCGACGGAGGCGUUUGGAUUCGAGCAGGCGUCACGAGAAUACACGCUGCAGCAGUUCGGAGAGAUGGCCGACCAGUUCAAGUCGGACUAUUUCAACAUGCCCGUACAUAUGGUGCCAACCCCAACGGUAGAAAAGGAGUUCUGGCGGGUAGUUUCGUCGAUUGACGAAGACGUCACAGUGGAGUAUGGCGCUGAUCUACACUCUAUGGACCACGGAUCUGGAUUCCCUACAAAGUCGAGCGCACAUCUGUACCCCGGCGAACAGCAGUACGCCGAGUCGAGUUGGAAUCUGAACAACUUGCCCGUCCUAGAGGGCUCUGUGCUUGGGCACAUCAACGCUGACAUAUCUGGAAUGAAGGUCCCGUGGCUGUACGUGGGCAUGUGUUUCGCGACCUUCUGCUGGCACAACGAGGACCACUGGAGUUAUUCCAUCAAUUAUUUACAUUGGGGCGAGCCCAAGACUUGGUACGGCGUGCCAGGCUCGAAGGCCGAGCAGUUCGAGGCCGCCAUGAAGGCCGAGGCCCCCGAGCUGUUCCAGCUGCAGCCCGACCUGCUGCACCAGCUCGUCACCAUCAUGAACCCGAACAUACUCAUGCGCGCCGGCGUGCCCGUCUACAGGACUGACCAGCGCGCGGGCGAGUUCGUGAUAACGUUCCCUCGCGCGUACCACGCCGGGUUCAACCAGGGAUACAACUUCGCUGAGGCCGUCAACUUCACGCCGGCUGACUGGCUAAAAAUGGGCCGCGAGUGCAUCGCACACUACUCUACCCUCCGUCGCUACUGCGUGUUCUCGCACGACGAGCUGGUGUGCAAGAUGGCGCUCUCACACGACGCAUUAAACAUGAAUGUGGCGCUCGCCGCGUAUAGAGACAUGAGAACCAUGCUCCACGACGAGAGGAGGCUUAGGAAGGCGCUUCUGGACUGGGGCGUGACGUCAGCCGAGCGUGAAGCCUUCGAGCUGUUACCCGACGACGAGCGGCAGUGCGCGCUGUGCAAGACGACGUGCUUCCUGUCGUGCGUGACGUGCGCGUGCGCGCGCCGCGUGGCGUGCUUGCGGCACUACGACCAGCUGUGCGCCUGCCCGCCGAGGAUGCACACCCUGAGAUAUCGAUACACCCUUGACGAGCUACCAGCGAUGCUAGAAAAGCUGAAGAAGAAAUCAGAAAUAUUCCGCGAAUGGGCGGAGUCUGUACAGAACGCUCUGGACCCGGACACACCGAAAACUUGCGACUUGGACGGCCUGAGGGCUCACCUUAGGAGGUCUAUUGAACUUAAGAUGCACAAAACCGAGUUAGUUCGCGCACUAGAAACCGCCAUAGAGGAUGCCGAAAAGUGCGCCUCCGUUAUUCAGCAGUUAGAUCUCAACAAGAUGCGAACUAGAACGCGCCAUCAUGACCCCAAAUACAGACUAUCAGUGCAAGAAUUGACACUGUUUGCGCAAGAGAUUGACCAGCUAGCUUGCGUGCUACCUGAAGGAUCAGCGGUAAAAGAAGUCCUGCGCCAGACCGCAGAGUUUGAGUCGCGCGCCACGGAACUGCUGAACAAAGAUUUGGACCAGACCGACCCCGGCUUCGUUAGAGACCUUGAAGAGGUGGUAGAACUCGGCGUACGCCUCUGCAUAGUCCUACCCCAACUCGCGCCGCUGCAAAUGCGCCUUCAACAAGUCAAGUUUCUUGAGGAGGUCCGGACUUACAGGGAAGACUACGCGACCUUGACCCCAGAGGUCAUCGACCGGCUGCUUCAGGAGUCGGAGAACGUGGUGCCGCAUCAUAAGAUUGAGACUGAACGGGCGUUGCUGUAUAAGCUUAAAGCGGAAGUCGAGGAAUGGGAGGAGCGCGCCCGCGCCGUGCUCAUCGACCCGUCGAAGCCACCCGCCGACCCGCCGCAGCACACGACUCUCGCCGAAGUCCAAGCGUUACUCGACGCAAGGGAAGACAUUGAAGCCUCCUUACCUUCGUACCACGCGCUCAGUCACGCCAAACAACAUGCGCAAGACUGGCUUGUAAAGGUGGAAGAGAUGCAGUCAAAAGACUUAUACCCAUACAUGCACAGCGUGGAAGCUUUAGUGAAGCGCGGACAGCAAAUACCUCUAGCGUUGUAUGAGAAAGAUCAACUUGCCGCAGCUUUAGCGUCCGCCAAGGAAUGGAAACGUGGAGCUGGAGAUAUGUUCUUAAAGAAGAACUGGCCUUAUUCACUCCUGGAGGCGCUGUCGCCGCGCACGGAGGCGACGCCGUGCCGCCGCCGCGCGCGCGCCGGCGCCGCGUCGCCGCAGCCCUCCUCGCUGGAGGCGGGGCUGUUCCUGCGCAACUUCAGCGAGGACUCCACCCCCACCGAGAUCGUCGCCGCCUUCAAACACGCCGAGCAGCGCGAGCUGGCCACCGUCAAGGAGCUCAGGAAGAAGAACAUGCGCAAGGAAGUCCGCGCGCCCCCCAUGCCGGGGAUCUCGUUCUGCGUGUGCCAGAAGCGGCAGUACGGCGUCAUGACGCAGUGCGAGCUCUGCAAGGACUGGUUCCACGCCGCCUGCAUAACCGCCGCAAAAGAGGAACGCGCCGAAUCCGAAGAGCGAGACCUUCCGUUCCCGACGCCCGAACCGAAGUUCCUGUGUCCCGACUGCACCCGGACUCGUCGCCCGCGCCUCGACCGAAUCCUCGCGUUACUGGUGUGGCUCCAAAAGCUACAAGUGCGACUAGCAGAGGGAGAAGCACUGCAGUGUGUAACAGAGCGCGCAAUGGCGUGGCAGGAUGCCGCGCGUGCCGCGCUGGCGCACCCCGCGCUAGCACAACUACCCGUUGAGCGCGACCGCGCGGCUGCGAAUCGGGAAAAAUCUGACAAACUCAACGCAGAAUUGAAGAAAGCGACCGGCCGGGCGCAUGACCACUCAUCACAGAACGCAAGGUCGUCAGCGAGCGUGGAGCACGCGUACAGCGCGACGCCGCGCUCGCCGGGCGCGCGUCUGGCGCCAGGGCUCUUGCAGAAACUGGAGGACUUGAUGCUGGAAGGAGAUUUGCUAGAGGUCCAACUAGAGGAGCAGGUUCAAGUGUGGAGCGCGGUGUGUGCGGCGCGCGGCUUGUGCGGGCGCCGGGUCGCGCGGGUGCUGGACGCCGGGCGCCGCAAGCGCGCCGCGCGCGCGCCCGCCCGGCCGCACGCGCAGCUCAAGCGCGCCCGAGCGCCCCCGCCCCCGCCCCCGCGCGGCGGCAAGCCGGCCAAGCGCGGCGCAGCCACCACCACCAACUAUCUCAAUAGGAAACAGGGAAUUUCAUCCGGCUCGGGCCUUAUGAUGCGCAAACACUACAUGGCGCGGCAGGAGCGCCGCAAGAACGCCGCGCGGGGCAAGCUCGCGCGGCAUCCCAGGAUGGGACAACGCUCAGCAGCACAAACCCGCGAGACGGGCGCGCGGCGCGCCGCCGCCGCCGCCGGCGCGACCGCCGAGGCCAGCAGCAGCGGCUCCUCCUCCGGCGACGACGACGACGAGCAGUGCGCCGCCUUCAACUGCCGCCGACCCACCGGCAAAGUGGACUGGGUGCAAUGCGACGGUGACUGCGACCAAUGGUUCCACAUGCACUGCGUGGGGCUCCAGCGCGCCGCCCUACGCGACGACGACGAGUACAUAUGCGGCGCCUGCGCCGCGCGCCAGCUCGGCAAGCCGCGCAAGGCCAAAGGCAACGACGAGCGGUAAACACCCCGGGACAGACACACGAGUGAAAACGGUUACAAAGAUUUUUUAAAUUUUCGGAAAGGUCUAAAGUCAAUCCUUAGUCAAUGUGACGAUAACGUAAAAUUAUACAGAAUCUUGUAAACGGUUACAAAUUAUACUUCGGUAGAUUUUUUCUGCGAUUUGCUCGAACGCGUUUUUUAUAAAAUCAUUAAAUUAGAAAAGUCACAAGGGUAGAUUUGUGUAACCUUUCAGAAACUUGAUGAUUUUCUAAAAAAAUGUCACUUUCGGGCAAAUAUUAGAGCAUUUAAGAACCGCAGUCGCCUUUAAGAGCUUACCCCUCUGCCGAAGACCUUGCAUUGCACAAUUCUGCAAACUUUUGUAUGGAUUGACGUUUAUCUGACAUGGCUAUUUGUACGUUACGUCCAAUAGGCAAAUAGCCAUACAUUUGACGUGACCCUCCGCCGCAGAAAUCGGCAGACUGUUUUGUACAGAAAAUUACAGCUAAGGCGUCUCCAGUUACUAAAUGCUCUAAGGGGCAAAUUAAAUUUAGUAUAAUUUUACGCUGAUGUGUAAUCGUUUUGUAUUGUGUCUUGUUGGGCACAAAUGUCAUGAUUAUAUAAAGAAAUGAAUGUUGAUUGCGCUGCUAAAACUAUUAGGUUUUCUGAUUUAAAUAUUAGAUUAAAAUUGACAAUCGUGACAUUUUAUGACAGAACGAUUGUCGGUUAACAAACUGUGUGGCGCAAUCAAUAUUUAAAGUGUUAUGAAAAGACUGUCAUAAUAUUAGAAUACGCGAAUUUUCAUCAUUUUAGCGUAAUCGUAUAGUUUAAAUUUUAACUGUUGCAAAAAUGCCAAUUUAUGAAGAAACCAAACUAUAGCGUCAAUAAUUACGUGUGAUGUAGUUAAAAACAUGAAUACUGAUUUGACAACCAUUUUAAUGUGACUAUUUAAGAGGGGGCGUAAAGCUAGGAAAUUAGAAGGAGAUAAGAGAUAUGGCGCGCCGCGCGAAACUCGCGACACAAGAAAUGACUAUCGUGCGGGUUGGCUUUUAUAUCAAUUACUCUGAAAAUAUACUUCAGUUCUGUAUCAAAUUUUGCUCGUCAGAUCCCUCGGUAAUAUCACUAGCAAUGUUAUACUAAAAUUAUAAUGCUAUGGUAUGCAGGGUAACGAUCGAUGUACAACUAAAAUUAUUGUUUUUUUCGUGAAGUUUUCUAUCAAACAAACUUUUACCUUUUAAGGGCAGACCCUUGAAUACAUAUAGUCUGUUUUCAGUGUGAUAUUUUCAUAGCAUUUGCCUUUGAAAUAGAGUAAAAAUUCAAUAUAAAAACUAAAUUUUUUCCAAUAAGCCCCCUCUUAAAAAGAGAUAUGAUGAUCUUCUCUGUUACACUAUAAACAUAAUGAAGAGGUCACUGAACCCUAAAUAGAUGAUAAAAACGCAGAAAAAACUUGUUAUCUGCUUAAAACUUUGGAUUAUACACCUCUUGGUUUCAAAAUAAUCUACACAAAGAUUGCCGAAGCCUUUAAGAUCAUAUACAGAUAUAACUAAAUGUAACCUAAAUUAAUCAAACUAAUGCAUUAUUCGAUCUGUCGGUAUAUAGAAUACAACACCUUUUUAAACUGUACCUGUAUGUUGAAUCAACUUAUGUGAAAGUAAAACUUACAGUCGAGAUAUACGAGAAAUUACAAAUUAUUUAUCUUCAAUUGCAAUGGACUACGUUUAUAAAUUAUUUUUCACAUCAACUAAUCAGAAAAUGGAUUUUUCUUCCCUGCUAGGGGGGGAUCAAAGUGGCACUUUUAUAUUCUACGACAUUUCAUUGCCAGUAUAAAAUAUUAAUAUAAUUAACUAUGAACAUCGUAUGUACAGCCUGGCAAAAAAGAAUAGAAAUUAAAAAGUGGCAACACUGUUGAUUUGAUUGCUAAAUAAUAAUAUAACAACACUAAGAUUUUUUGAUUUUCCUCAUAGUUGAUGUGAAAAUCAGUAUGUGUCACACGGUAUCAAAAUUAUUUCGUCUUGGGCGUUAACACUUGAAUCCCUCAUUACGCUCAGGAUUCUACUUUAGAAUUCCUCACUACGUGCGGGACUCUAUUGUACAAUCCAUCGCUUCAUUCAGGAUUCAAUAUACGCCCUUGACGGAAAUAUAUAAUUUUGAUCCCUUGUAACACAAACUACUAUAUAAAUUUACAUUGGAUUGUGAGUAUAUAAAAUACUUUUCCCCCCGGAAUGCGCCAAGGAAUUUUAGACCGUAUCCCGACGGUGAUAAAAUAGGUUUUGUGUCAAUCUUGUUCAAAUAACGAAAUAUGUGUGAGCUUAUUGUCCGUAGAAACGGGGAACGUUACCGGUAUUUCUUUUUUUUUUGUAUAAAUUACCGAUGUUCUUUUAUUUCACGUAAAGCGAUUGGUUAAAUAUCCAAUAUUUUUUCUGCAAGUUACAAUCAUUGUUUACGAGCCGGUUUUUGGUUCGAAACUUUUUUACAAAUAUAAUUUCUUCAUAGAUUUUAUCAAUGAGACUCAUAUAAUAUUAUGAAUGACAUAUUUUAAUUGAAACCCUUACUCCGAUUUUGCCAAAACCAUAAUUACGAAGUAAACUAUACUUAGAGUCCGUCUAAGCUAACUCUGCACCGAAUCGGCAAGCGACAGAGUGUGGUGUCGCCAUAAUUAAAUUCCUACGAAAAAAUGAUGUUUAUAGCGGCGCUGCCACACUUUGUCCCAGCCAAGUCGGUGCAGUUAGCUCAGACGGGCUCAAGACACAUCUAAUACGGUUCAAUAUUACCGGUAGCAUAUCCCCGAGUAGAAAAUUCAAUAUCAACGGUGUUACUUUCGAUGUCAUAGAUAUACUGGAACUUAUUGGAUGUUGUUUAUUCGUGUCUAAACGUGCUCCUGUCCGUACUAUAAACGGGAAACUAAAUCAUCUUCAUAUGACCCCACACUAGCGUCUCCCGAGCGUCGGCGUCCAGUCAACUCUACGGCUGCCGCUCGACGCAACGUUGGCGCAACUGCGCAGCGACGCCGUUUCCCAUAGCGCUGACUAGACGCUGACGCUCAAAAGACGUGGUCCUUAAUAUCAAGUUGCUUAGCAGAGAAACGGUUUUUUAUGACCAUUUUCUGUAUUUAGUACUUGUUACAAUGUUGCGGUGUGUUAGACCGGUCAUUGUGGCACUCUUUGGGGGAGGCCUAUGUCCAGCAGUGGACGUCCUCUGGCUGAUAUGAUGAUGAUAAGUACUUGUUAUCAUUUUUCCACAUACGGAAGAUUGCGGGUCACUUCUGGAUGAGAUUGGCCCAGGACCGGGAUAAGUGGCGUGUGGAAGAGAAGCCUAAAGCUCGGCAGUGGGCGAUAAAAGGCUGAUAUGAUGAUGAUGAUCAUCAUCAUCAUCAUUUUUUUAAUUUGUACUGGAACAAUGUGAGGUUCAUCAUAUGAAGAUGAUUUGAAUUUCUCUUGUUACUAUUUCCUAUCCAAGACAUUUUGAUGUUAUAUCAAUAUUCGAUGGAAGAUCUGAUUAUAGUGAAAUAUAUCUACUGUUUUUUCUGUCAGUUAACACAGACAGGGCAAGGAGUGUGAUUUUAUAAAAGGUAUGGAAAUUGUGACAGAAGUAAGUCAUUUUCAGGACAGUCAAGAAACUUUCAUGUGUCAAGUUAGUAUACCUAAAUUUAGUACUGUUCUCAAAAUUACUUACUUCUAUCGUUUUAUUAUUAGGACGGACUUAGGGAUUUACUAAAACAUUAUAUUAAAUUCUAAAUACGCCCACUCACGAAGUGCAUGCGAUAGAGAAAAAUUAAAAUGAAGUGUAAAUAUUUUUUUAAGAGUAAAACAAUUCUAGACGAUUUUUUAAAGGAAUUGGUACAUUUUUGGAAAUUAAAAGAGGUUUGUGCGUGCUUGUAAUGUUCGCCCUCGUUGAAGCGGUUUACUGUACUUUGGAUUUCACCCGCUAGGGGGCGGUGUGUCGUUUCGAUAAAAUAUACUUGUGUAAAAUAAAAAGGCCUAGAAGGUUUGUGCUACACAUUUGUGGUUGCCUUUGAGUAUAUUUCGCUAUAUUAUUGAAAAAGCGACUGAGAUAGGGAUGUUUUUGGCCUCAGUUUCGGUGUCAAAACUGAAGUCAAAAACAUCUCUAUCUCAGCUUCAGUGCCUGCGCACUGCACUCCCGCAGCUCGGCCUUCGGCCUCGCGUGCUUAGCCUUCGUCCUCACGUGCUUGGCCUAUGGGACAGUUGGAACUAGCUUUCUAGGCCUUAUUAUUCAUAUUUUUCUAAUUCAGUCCCGACCAGUUAUUGUCUCGCGUCUUAGAAACAAAUUAACGAUUUUCAAUUCUAUUCCCUACAUGGAAAGGUUUAAAUUUGAUAAUCCGUUUCUAAAAGCGUCCUUAUAGUGAUGCCCUCGCUUCACGCGUCAACACACACACAAUCACAUACUUUUAUAUGGAUGAUGCUCAAUUUUAGACUAGCUUUUUUACAACAAGCUUCUGACAAGUCUAACGUUGUUUUUUAGGGUCCGUACCCAAAGUGUAAAAACGGGACCCUAUUACUAAGACUCCACUGUCCGUCUGUCUGCCACCAGGCUGUAUCUCAUGAACCGUGAUAACUAGACAGUUGACAUUUUCACAGAUGAUGUAUUUCUGUUGUCACUAUAACAGCAAAUACUAAAAAGUACGGAAACCUCGGUGGGCGAGUCGCACUUGUCCAGUUUUUUAUUGUGUUGUAUGAUUACCAACAUACAACAUUAUUUCUUUGGCACAAAUCUAGAUAACAGUUUUUGCUUCGAUCAAUUAUUAUACUUUUAUUUAUUAAAACCGUCGUGAUUGCCAAUAGAAUACACAAACAACCCAUCUCAUCCGAGGUCAUUUAUCGGUCCGAAUCGCUAGACGAGGUCCUAUAUACGUCGAGGAUAAAAUGCCUAUUUUACUUUUAUACACUAGGAUGUAAAAUCAAUUUUAAACAACCUUAACUCAUAUAUAAAGAACGUAGUUACAUGAGAAGUACUAAUUAUUUUUUUUAUACUGACUUAGGCCCACUUGCACCGUCCCAAUAACCCGGGGUUAACCGGUUAAACCUGGAGUUACAAUGGUUACCAGUUCAAUUUGAUACUGAGUUAACGGUUUAACCGGUUAACCCCGGGUAAGCGAGGUGGUGCAAAUGGCGCUUAUUGACAUAAAGUCAGCGAUUUCUUUUAAACCAAGCCAACAUCAUAGUUUAGAUCAUACCGUGUUCAUGUUGACUCGUGUAUCGGCGGCCGCCAGUAUUGCUCAAUGGAUCUUGGAUUAUGCUCGAAAAGUUGUACAGACGGAGACGUAGUGCAUAAUUAUUUUCCAUCGUAUUUUCUAGGAAACGUUCGUAUUUGUCAUGCUACUUCAGUCAGUACUUUUUGUACCGAGACUAACUGAAGUAGCAAAAUACGUUCGCCCGUUUCCGUGAAAAUACGAUGGAAAUAGCCCAAUCGGUCAGCAUGUCGUCUUAUGUUUCUGGGCCCACUCAAAUUUCGCUCGCGACCCAUAAUUUGGGAAAGGCUUACUUACUUCCUUACUUACUUAAUGGUGCAGCGACCCAAAAUGAGUCUUGGCGUCCGACACGAUUACACGCCAGUUGUCUCGAUCUUGUAUCAUCUCCCGUCAGUUAUCGUUGGGAAAUGCUGCUAUAACAUAUUCGGAAUCAACACGUAAGAAUCUUCAGUCUUUAGACUUUAUAUUUUACUUUUAGCGGCAAUCUUAGAAAUCAUUGGGCAGUACUGAAAAGGAUCGGUCGGUAACACUCGACAUACUGAGUUUUAAUAACUACGCGUUGUGGUGUAUUCAUGCGUGUUCGAUAUUUGGUUUUAAUUCCGUGUGAAUGUAUCGUAAGGGCCACCCCACACUAGCGUCGGCGUCUACUCAAUUCUAUGGCGGCUGCUGCUCGACGCAACGACGCCAAUCUCCAUAGCGCUGACUAGACGUCGACGCUUGGAAGACGCUAGUGUGUGAUGGCCCUAAGAUCUGAGUGAGUACAGGCCAAUCCUUUCACGAGGGAUACUGUGUUCUUAUAGCAUAAGGUCGACUUUUCGACGGACGUGUACAUAAAUGUUACUGUAGUUGAUGUAUAUUAAGGCGAUGUUCGCUUAGUUUUAAGAGCUUGCGCCCGCGCGCCUUAACUGAAUAUAAGCAAAUUUUUUUAUUACCUAUAUUUCUUUUUGUUUAAUAAAUACAUUUAUUUGACAAACAUUUUGAUUAUUGCGUAACUGAGCAGGCUUUGGUAAAUGGACCCCUAAUAUAUAAAUAUUGUAAUUGUUUUCGUGAAUGAUAAAAUGAAAGUAUUGUCUGUUCCGAUAAGAAUAAAAAUACCGCCUGAAUAUGAAACUUGAUAAAAUAUCUGACCAGUACUUUUUGUUUAUCAUCCAUGUAUUAAUGCUGGUUUUACACAUUUGUUAUUUUAUCUCAGAAUAUUUAAUCAUUCACAACUUUUUGAUAUAUCAUUGUGAUAAUCGUAAAUCUAAGAUACUAUCACUGUUAAAAUAGUGUCUAUUUUACACUAGGUAAUAAAUUAAUAAUGUUGAUAACUUCGUCAAAAAUUGGACAACAUUAUAAAAUUACUUUCGAUUUUUAGACAAAUUGGCGUAAAAGAAAUUAAAGUGCGAAUGUGUAAACCCACCAUUACAUAACAAGCCUAGUCUAAUGAAAUUCAUGGUCCUUUAGACAUUUGACCAAUAUUUUGAUUGUGAAGAUGAAAUUGUCAAACAGAUUUGAACCUUGAGGCGUAUGAAAUAAAGUUUGCGUUGCCCAUUGA